This is a messenger RNA of Glycine soja, 851 nucleotides long. Its product is annotated as H/ACA ribonucleoprotein complex subunit 2-like protein. Gene Ontology annotation, biological process: rRNA pseudouridine synthesis; snRNA pseudouridine synthesis. Lineage: Eukaryota; Viridiplantae; Streptophyta; Magnoliopsida; Fabales; Fabaceae. Gene Ontology annotation, cellular component: box H/ACA snoRNP complex; nucleolus. The record is from RefSeq and is a predicted model, not a curated record. The coding region runs from base 192 to 647 and encodes 151 amino acids. Gene Ontology annotation, molecular function: box H/ACA snoRNA binding. The transcript has 4 exons.
UCGGGCCGGUUGCCACACCUAGCGAAUAUGAGGCUGGGUCUGAUCAAAUCAUGGAGUGGGGCGAGUGAUAAACAUUUGAUAAGUCACGCGCGGCGCCAUAGCGUGUGAUCCUAAAUUAAACCCUAGCUAGAGGAGAGGGUUUAAAGCUCUGAAGCUUCUUUCUUCUUCUCCAAUUAAGAUCGCAGAGAGAGAUGGGGAGUGACAGCGAGGCAGAGAAGGAGAAGAAGAAGAUGCUUGCGCUCGCUCCCAUUGCUAAACCCCUUGCCGGAAAGAAGCUUUGCAAGCGAACCCUAAAACUUGUUCGUAGAGCUGCCGAACACAAAUGCCUGAAAAGAGGAGUGAAGGAGGUUGUUAAAAGCAUAAGGAGAGGUCAUAAAGGAUUGUGUGUGAUUGCUGGGAACAUAUCGCCGAUUGAUGUCAUCACUCAUCUUCCUAUUCUCUGUGAAGACUCUGACAUUCCUUAUAUUUAUGUCCCAUCUAAAGAAGAUCUUGCAGGCGCAGGAGCAACAAAGAGGCCUACUUGCUGUGUUCUGGUACAGACAAAGCCUGCAAAGGGAGAAAUAGAGCAAGGGGAACAAGAGAAACUAAAGUCAGAUUAUGAUCAAGUUGUGUCGGAAGUUACUGAGCUUACAACUUCACUAUUUUGAAACAAGCACACAUGUAUGUGUACUGUUUGUUCCAGUUGGAUUAACAUGUGGUAUUAGUGUACCUUACAAUCAAUUGAUGUGUGGAUUUUAUUAUUUUUCUGUCUUGCUUAUCAUUUUCUUGUCAUUUAGUCUACCACUGCCUUGAUCAAUACAACUUCAUGGCUUUACCAUGAGGAUGGCUGAAGCAAUCUUGAUUAGAACUUA